Paramacrobiotus metropolitanus is the source of this 1192-nucleotide messenger RNA. Its product is annotated as nicotinamide riboside kinase 2-like. Gene Ontology annotation, molecular function: kinase activity; ATP binding. Lineage: Eukaryota; Metazoa; Tardigrada; Eutardigrada; Parachela; Macrobiotidae. The record is from RefSeq and is a predicted model, not a curated record. The transcript has 5 exons. Gene Ontology annotation, cellular component: cytoplasm. Bases 193 to 963 code for a protein of 256 amino acids.
CCGUCAAACGCCAAAAAAAUCAGUCUCGAAUAUUGCACUCGUAGUUGUAGAGAAUCCUCUAGUGCUAUUCUGUGCGAAUACUUGAUUCAUAAUUUUUUUGUUACCUCAUAGACAUUGGCGGCAAAGCCAAUAUUAGCAGUUGGUUCAUAUCCCGCAAGCAGCGAUUUCCUUUGGUUAUUUGUUUUUAACAAGAUGCAUGGAGAGCUUCCCAACGGAGGUACUAGUAAUGGACUGCCUGCCAAGCGCUUGGAACACUCACGGGCACAUCACGAGCCGGGCAAUGAUGUAAUUAUUGUUGGGAUUGCAGGAGCAACGAAUGCCGGAAAAACCACUGUAGCGCGGCGGCUUUUGGAAGAAUUUCCGAGAUCUGCGGUCGUCCAUCAGGACGAUUUUUUUCGGAGUGUUGAUGAUCCAGCCCAUGAGCAUGUUGUGGAAAUUAAUCAUCACAACUGGGAUACCAUAUCAGCCGUUGAUUUCGAACGAAUGCUGCAGUCUGUUAAGGAAAAUUACACCGUUUUACUGGAGAAAAAUACUAGACCAGUCGGUGCGGAUUCACGGCCGAGACUGCUAAUCCUGGAAGGAAUUUUGAUUUUCAAUGUGCCGCAGUUAGCAUGCCUGCUGGACCGGAAAUACCUCAUUACUUUGACCAAAGAAGAAUGCCGACGACGCCGGUUAACUCGCAACUACGAUCCGGCUGAUGUUCCCGGAUAUUUCGAUCUUGUUGUGUGGCCGAUGUACGAAAAGUUUCUAGCGCAGUUGCAGGGAACAACUGAUAUCGAGUAUUUUGACGGAAAUGACGCUUCGGAGCGCACUGUGCAAGUUAUCGUAUCGGAUUUACUUAACCUCUACCGGGAGCGGCUUCGAAAUACGCCACCUUCUGAAGAAUCACCCGUGUUAAAGAAUUAUUCAGUCGGCAAAAUUCCCCGAAACCCGUCUGGUGAUGCAUCCGUUCCUGUUGUAUAAAUGUUGAUAGAAUUGCUGUGGUGUGUUUCCAUGUUGGUUUUGGACCAUUUUAGAGAAUACUCUAUCUCGUUAUUAACUUAUUUUAUCCUUUAUAUAUAUGGAAAUGUUUCAACAGUUUGCGAGGAUGCAUGUUUUACAUCCGAGUUGCUUUUAAUUCGAUUUCCAUGGGAUUCUGGCUGUACCAGUCUGCUUGUGCGUUACAGCUUCCGGUUGUGGUGGGUGGCAUGAA